Messenger RNA from Liolophura sinensis, 3617 nucleotides. Its product is annotated as trimethylguanosine synthase-like. The record is from RefSeq and is a predicted model, not a curated record. Lineage: Eukaryota; Metazoa; Mollusca; Polyplacophora; Chitonida; Chitonidae. The transcript has 11 exons. Gene Ontology annotation, molecular function: RNA cap trimethylguanosine synthase activity. Gene Ontology annotation, cellular component: nucleus. Gene Ontology annotation, biological process: 7-methylguanosine cap hypermethylation. Bases 136 to 3159 code for a protein of 1007 amino acids.
UGAUGUUUUGAUGGUACGACUGUUUUGAUAAUAUAUUCACCCAGACACUGAAUUUUACUGCAGAGACGGUGACACAGUACCUAGUUUUCGUAAUCACGCCUUCAACGGUUUUCUCGACAACGGUGACCCAGUCAGAUGUGUGACCAGUGGACCCAUUUGGCCGAAGUAAAGAUGUAUUUAGACCUUAGGGAGGACAUAGCAAACAGAGAGGCUGUGAAGUGCCAUUGCACUAGAGCAUUCAUCAGAGAUGGUGACUUAUGCAAGUGGGGAUUGCUGGGGAAACCAUAUGGCACUGUGAAAACUCAUGAUUCAGACCAGCAAGAGGAGACAACUGUGAAUGGCCAUGUUUCUACAUCUGACGAAGAUGUCUCUGUCUCCGAAGAGGACUUUUUCCUGGAGGAGGAAGAACAGAUGAUGAAAAUGAUGGGAUUGCCAUUGAAUUUUGGUUCAGAUUCGAAAACUGAGGGGACAAAAGCAGUUUUGAAGGGCAAGAAAAGCCAAAAACAGAAAAGGAAAAAGCAGAGGAAAAGAGAUUUGACCAAAGAGGUAGAUGUCCUUAUAGAAAAUGGAGAUGGCUGUGUUGUUUCGGACAGAUGUGAGUUCCCUGCAUUGCCUGAGAAGCCAUACCAUCUUCUGUGUGAUUCCACAGAUGUGACAUCAUCAAGUGAUGUUAACUGUGCUGAUAUAGAUCAAACUGAAGACACCAUUGUAGGUGAGUUGAUCACAGACGCAUGUGAGGGUAAUACAGAACUGAGAGAUUGUGAUGUACCAGGAUGGGAUGACUACUGGGCUAAGCACGGCGAGUACUUGGUGUGGCAAGGAUGGGUACAGAAGUACCCAGACUACAUAGAUUCUAACUAUAUGGACACAUCUGCCGUUCCAUGCACUGCUGAGGUGGAAAUACAGGCUGAAGAAGAUUCAAAGGCAGAUGCCCUAGUGAGCUCUACAGUUAAUGAUGCUGUGGAGGGGAGCUGUCAGGAAAGCCCUGUAGCUGGAAUCAGUAGAAGUCUGGUAAACAACACAACUUAUAACAAGGCAGUGGAGGCCACUAUGACACAGAGGUCAGAAGUAGCAAACAAUAGUGCCACAGAGAGUGUGAUACAAGACACGGAGCAAGCCAGAGAGGUAGUGACUAUGAUGCACUCUUAUUGCGCUCAAGAAGAUAGUGUGAGGCAUAGAUCAGAGAGUGAGGGUGCAGAACCCAGUGUGGAGAUCUCUGAGAGAAGUUACGAUGAUGAGUGGAGAGAUCUGUGGUCAGAACACUAUAACGAGAUGUACUGGUACUACUAUAAACAGUACCAGUCCUGGUAUGGGGCAGGCAUGCUGGUAAGCAAAGAGGAAGUAACUAUGGAUUCAGACGGGUCAAGGGAGACUACUCUUGAUGAACACGAUUCUCCUGGCAAUGAUGACAUUAAUGAAGGAACACUUUCUCAGUGUGAAACAAAUUGCAAAAUAUAUUCUGUAAAGGUAGACAGAAUUUGUGCUAAAGACACUUUGGACAGCGUUAAUGACUUGUCUUCGAGAGUGCGAUCUGGUCUUGAUAUAAGUGAUGGUGCUGGUGCUGAUGACGUAGUGCCAAGUACAUCUGACUGUACUUUGAAUAGUGACUUUGUGAAGCAGCGUGGUGAUGAUAAAUGUGGUGAGGUGUGUUGUGUAUCCAGUGAUAGAUUAAGGACAGGUGAAGUGGGUGGUAAGCCACCUCCAAGCACAGCUCCUGAGUCUGCUGCUGAGGUUGUGCCAGAUUCUUGUGAGGAACCUUCAGAUGGUGGAGGUGAGAAUUCUACUGGUAGUUCAUCUCAUAGUGGCAACACGAAGGCGACAAGGGGAUCUAGGGCUGAGACUUCUCCAUGUAAGGCCACAGGGAAUAGCGGGUGUUGCCACGGAUCUGGCAGCGAUGAGGAUGGGAACCAGCCCCCGGAUGAGGCACCCAGCAAGCUACCCUCAAGCCAUGAAGUAGAAGAGGCAGUGUCCUUGAAAAAGCGCCGUCGUAAGCAGAUGACCUGUGACUUUGAGAAGAUGGGAUACAAGAUGUCUAGUGAUGAGAUCAGCGCAGAAGGCCAGACACAGUUUGUGGGAGCUCACAUUACAGUUAUGGACAGACGACCAUUUCACAAGUUCAAAUCCCUGAACAUGGCAUCCAAAGCUCAACAUAUACAUUUUGACAGUGAUGGCAAUCCUUUAGGGGUCAAGAAACCAAAAAGUCUCACAAAAGUCAAGAAGUUCUUAGAAUUAAACUCUCGGGUGUCUGAUGAAGAGAGUAUAGUUUGUGGGUCAGGUGAUGCAAAUCUAUCCACAAGGGAGCAGUCAUGUGACCUGUGGAAAUCAGCCAGUGGAAUUGGAGCAGGAGAUUGGACAGACUCUGAUUCCAGUGAUUUGUCAUGUGACAGUGAGGACCAAUCAGAUGUGGAGGAGAUAUCACUAGCCAAGAAAGCUACAGAAAGUGUCGUGACAAACUCGACACUGAAAUUUCCCAAGGACAAGAAGAAACGCAAAAAGAGAAAGGUGGUGUCAGUUCCGCUGGAGAUCCAAGCUGAUGCACAACUGAGAAAGUACUGGGCUCAGAGAUACCGACUCUUCUCCAAGUUUGAUGAGGGAAUCAAGAUGGACCAUGAGGCCUGGUUUUCUGUCACACCAGAGAAGAUUGCAGAACACUUGGCAGAGAGAUGUCAGUGUGACCUGGUGGUUGAUGCCUUUUGUGGGGUUGGUGGAAACACCAUACAGUUUGCCUUCACGUGUGAACGAGUGAUUGCCAUUGACCUUGACCCUGUGAAGCUGUCCCAUGCUCGUCACAAUGCGGAGGUUUACGGUGUGGCAGAUCGGGUUGAGUUCAUCCAGGGGGAUUUUCUGGAGCUGGCUCCCAGUCUUCAGGCAGACGUUGUCUUUUUGUCCCCACCCUGGGGGGGUCCUGCCUAUCUCGACUCUGAGGUGUUUGACUUGGACACCAUGAUCCCACUGAAUGGAUCUCGGAUAUUUAGACUUGCCCAGGGGAUAACGAAGAACAUUGCUUAUUUUCUGCCAAGGAACUCCGAUGUUGAGCAGAUAACCAAGCUUGCAGGCCCAGGUGGAAAGGUUGAAAUUGAACAUAACUUCCUCAACAAGAAACUAAAGUCUAUAACAGCAUACUAUGGCGAGCUUGUCCUGGAUGGAUUGGAGACUUGAAUCGUGGUAUCGUGGUGGUACAUGUAGGCUAACAGGGAGAGGUUACAAACAAAGACAACUUCCCAAGAAACUCAGUUUGAUACCCAAAAAAUAAACCAAGAUUUUAUAAAAAAAAUAAGGUUUUGAACUGCGGAAAGUCUGUGGCUGCUGAAUGUCUUGCUUCGGAAUAUCUGUGACUAUUGUACUUACCAGUUCACAGUAAUAGAAAAAAAAUAUAUGUAUAUAUUGGAACUAAAUGUGCAGAAGUUCCCCCGAUAAAUGUCACAAUCUAUAGGACAUAGAAAUUAAGUAAUAUCUAUGUCCUGGAGCGUCCUGGAUUACAGUGCAUUAGGCUUAAAAGGCACAAUUCGUGCCUGAUUACCCACAGGUCAAGAGUCUGACGAAUUUUUCGCGAAAUUAUAUUUAACGCCGAAUGUAUUUUAUGCCUUGAAAUUAACAUGAUAAAAUGUUGGUGACUU